AUGGUACGAAGUGGUCUAAAAGAACCUAGAAGACCAGCGGGACUUUCACCAAAUGAAAAUUAUAUUGGCGUUCCGCGUGUGGAUCAUUAUUGGCUUUGUGCUCACUUGGCUUCAGCAAUUGUUCUGUAUUCAUUACUAUUGUGGGGUAGCUUUAGCCAUUUAGCUUCCCAUUCUUUAGUUAAACCAUUCAGUGGCAUAAAACGACUUAAAGCAUAUGGUCAUAUGGGGAAAGCUCUGACAUUUGCGACCAUAAUUUAUGCUUGCAUAUGUAUUUGA
This is a messenger RNA of Schistosoma turkestanicum, 276 nucleotides long. NCBI's taxonomy places the organism in Eukaryota, Metazoa, Platyhelminthes, Trematoda, Strigeidida, Schistosomatidae. The record is from the annotation of a GenBank genome assembly.